CACAAUAACGGCUAACUAGACUUUGAGUUUUACAUACACGGCGCUAACCGGGUUUAUUUCAACACCUGGCAUCAAAUUCAUUUUUAUGAUUUUCUCUCGGCUGGCUUUCAGGGAAAAGCUGCCACCAAACAGCCUUGUUUUAGUUCUUAAAAUCACAACAUGAUACUCUUUUCUAUUAACAUUUAGCCAACUGUCAGUGGCUGAGCGACAACAAAGAGAUUGUUAGCUACACACACUGUUUGCAGUGGCUUUUGAAUUUGUUGUUUAAUUUCACUAAACAGAUAGCAUUAAUCUGGCUGACAUGACGGGGAUGGCUUCUCCAGAGAAAGGGUCCAGCUCCAAGAAGAAAAGCGAGAGGAAAUGUGCCACCAAAGAGGAGUACAGACAGCUAUCCAGCAUUAUGGGAGUCAUGAACACCCUGAGGAAACAGGGUACCCUCUGUGAUGUGACCCUGGUGGUUCAGGGGAAACACUUUCCUGCUCAUAGAGUAGUGUUAGCUGCUGCUAGCCACUUCUUUAGUCUCAUGUUCACCACCAGAAUGAUGGAGUCAAUGUCCCAUGAGGUGGAGCUCAGGAGCGCUGAGCCUGAGAUCAUUGAACUGUUGAUUGAAUUUAUCUACACAGCCCGAAUCUCAGUGAACAGCAGUAAUGUCCAGUCGUUGCUUGAUGCAGCCAACCAGUACCAGAUUGAGCCUGUGAAGAAGAUGUGUGUGGAAUUCCUCAAAGGACAGAUUGAUGCAACAAACUGCCUGGGUAUCUCAGCCCUGGCAGACUGUAUGGACUGUCCUGAACUGAAGGCAGCAGCAGAGGACUUCUUCCAGCUCCAUUUUACUGAAGUGUAUAAAUUGGAUGAGUUCCUGCAUCUGGAUGUUUCACAGCUCACAUAUCUGCUGCACCAGGACAAACUCACUGUUCGUGCUGAGGCCCAGAUUUAUGACGCAGCAGUGCGCUGGUUGAAGUAUGAUGUGUGUAACAGACAACAGUACAUGGUGGAGGUGCUGGGGUGUGUUCGCUUCCCUUUGGUCUCCAAAGCCUUUCUGUCUAAGACGGUGCAGGCUGAGCCUCUCAUCCAGGACAACCCACAGUGCCUGAAGAUGGUCAUCAGUGGAAUGCGCUACCAUUUGCUGUCCCUGGAGGACCGAGAGGACCUGGGAGAGAGCAGCCGACCACGACGCAAGAAGCAUGACUACCGCAUUGCUUUGUUCGGAGGCUCCCAGCCACAGUCCUGCCGCUACUUCAACCCCAAGGACUCCAGCUGGACAGACAUCCGCUGCCCCUUCGAGAAGCGCCGAGAUGCCACAGCAGUCUUCUGGGAUAAUGUGGUCUACAUCCUGGGUGGUUCACAGCUUUUUCCUAUCAAGCGCAUGGACUGCUACAAUGUCUUGAAGGACAGCUGGUACUCCAAGCUGGGUCCGCCCACACCACGUGACAGCCUGGCUGCCUGCGCUGUGCAGGGCAAGAUCUACACAUCCGGGGGUUCAGAAGUGGGUAGUUCAGCAAUGGACCUUUUUGAAUGCUACGACACAAGGACGGAGUCAUGGCAGGUGAAAGCCAGCAUGCUGAUGGCCCGGUGCAGCCAUGGCUCAGUGGAGGCCAAUGGCCUCAUCUAUGUCUGUGGAGGAACAGUGGGCAACAAUGUAUCUGGCAGGGUCCUCAACAACUGUGAGGCCUACGACCCCGCCACACAGCAAUGGAGGGAGCUGUGUGGGAUGAAAGAGGCCAGGAAGAACCACGGGCUGGUGGUGGUCAACAAUAGGAUGUAUGCUGUGGGGGGACAGGGGGCACUGGGUGGAUUGGAUUCAGUGGAGUACUACGAUAUUGCCAGUAAUGAGUGGCGUCCUGCCUCACCGAUGCCAUGGCGAGGUGUAACAGUGAAAUGUGCGGCGGUCGGUGAAGUCAUCUAUGUGCUGGCAGGGUUUCAAGGUGUAGGGCGACUUGGACACGUCCUGGAGUAUCACACUGACACCGACAGGUGGGUGACUUGCAGCAAAGUGCGAGCGUUUCCCGUCACUAGCUGCCUGAUUUGCGUGGUCGACACGUGUGGAGUCAACGAAGACGAAGACAUGGACCUCAUAGACUCUCAGUCACACGCUGCACCUGCUGCAUCUUCAUCUGCCUCAAGCUCAUCAUCCUCAUAGGACAAGAGGAAGAGUCAGUGUAUAUUAAGUUGGGACAUUCACAACUGCAUUAGGCCUCCAGUCGACUGUGGUAUUGAGACACACGAGGCAAGGCCCAUUCAGAAAGACUCACUCAUGCUUAGACAGCUCAUGCUAAUGUACAUUUUCCGUGUUCAGGUAGCGACUGUAAAUGUUCAGAUGGUGGCAGAGACCCUUAUUUGCCUCAGUGGCAGUGAGAACCUGGCCUCACUGUGGGACAGGCUUACUUUAGAAACAGGCCAUUUUUUCUGUCCCGUGUACCCUAAUUAUAUUUACCAGCGGUCCUGAUAAAUCCAGUAUAAUGUCCAUUUCCAUAGCACUACUUCCAUUACUAUCAUUGGUGCUGUGAAAAAUUACAUUACACUGAAUUUACCAUGUGAGCUGUUUGAAUAGGCUACAGGUAGGUUUCAGUGUUUUUUAACCUGGUCUUUGUUUGCUUGUGAUGGCCAAGCCUUGGGGUUUAUUUGAAAUUAGAUAGAAGGUUUUUAAUAUAAUUUAAUAGCCAAAGUUCUCUUUUUCUGUGUCAGAAAUCACUUCCUCAUCCACUACUCCUUAUAUAAGCUACACUAGGGCUCCCUUUAAUCAUCAUUUCUCCAUUAUUGCUUAUAGCUGUAGAGUCCCUAACAAGUCAUUUUCUCAUCUGAAAACUGCGAACUGCUAGCAAAACGUUCCAUGGUGGAAUCUUUGUGUACAAUACAGAGUGGAUAGAUUUGCACAUGCAGACACCACUACAGAAUGGGGACCACAGUACAUAGUGAGCAGAGAGUGAUUUCAGACAUACACAGCUUUUAACUAUUACCUGAGUCUGCAUAGUAGGGUUUCUUGUUAAAAAUGCCCAUGGGAAACUAUCCACAAAUAUGUUUUAGGAGCCAGGAAGAUUUUAAUGAGAAAGUGUUAUGUUGGUUUUGGGGGGAUUUUUAAAUUGGAUUUUUUCUUCUUACUAGAAAAAGGUAACGUGAAUUAUGUACUGUUACAGAGUAUAUAUACCGUAUUUAUGAACAGGUCAAUCUUGUGUUGUGUACAUGUUGAAUAAUAGUGCUUCUAUAAUGCGCUAUAACUUAAAACGUAACAUUAUUGAGAAUGAUUAAACAUUUUAUUUUCAGCCA
This is a messenger RNA of Monopterus albus (swamp eel), 3261 nucleotides long. RefSeq names its product kelch-like family member 7 (gene klhl7). Bases 302 to 2137 code for a protein of 611 amino acids. NCBI's taxonomy places the organism in Eukaryota, Metazoa, Chordata, Actinopteri, Synbranchiformes, Synbranchidae. The record is from RefSeq and is a predicted model, not a curated record. Gene Ontology annotation, molecular function: protein binding. Gene Ontology annotation, biological process: protein ubiquitination. The transcript has 12 exons. Gene Ontology annotation, cellular component: Cul3-RING ubiquitin ligase complex.